GGCCCACUAAAAAGGUCUUCGAGUCCCCAGGGUGUCAAGGACCGCACUUUGAGAACCGCCGGAUAUCCGCGCCUAAGAAACUGCAGUUCCCUCCCUGCUCAGUUAUAGACAUUCAAGGCGUGUUUAUUGUAAGUCUGACCGCCGAGCGCGCGGGAGAAGAUGCGUCAGGCAUCCAGCCACCCUGGGGUCUGCGGGAUGCUGGCUGGACCGCUCAGGAGCCGGCUUGCGGUUGCCUUAGCAACGAUCGCGGGAGAGCGCAGCGUGGCCAUCGACCAGUGAUGCCUGCGCGCUCUGCGCUCCACUGACGGGGCUGCCGCGGCCCGCGGGCGGACGGGAAGAUGGCGGCGGCGGCUGGUGGCCGGGCGGGGAAGGGGCGCGACAUCAGCCUGGCGGCUCUGCGGCGCCACGACCCCUACAUCAGCCACAUCGUGGACGUGGCCAGCCAGGUGGCCCUGUACACCUUCGGCCACCGGGCCAAUGAGUGGGAAAAGACUGAUGUGGAAGGAACCUUAUUUGUUUACACAAGGUCUGCCUCUCCCAAGCACGGCUUCACCAUCAUGAACAGACUGAGCAUGGAGAACAGGACGGAGCCCAUCACGAAAGACCUGGACUUCCUGCUCCAGGACCCCUUCCUCCUCUACAGGAACGCCAGAUGUGAGUCUGAUCGAGUGUUUGAGACUGUGUGACUCUCCUUGCUGUUAGUGUCAGGAAUGCUGGGGGGUCAGCCCUGGGAACUGGGAAACGCAUGCCUCAGUGGGGGACUCUAAGUGGAGAUGGUGUGGUGUGUUGAUGUGUGUUUGGACCUCGUCCUCCAGCAGCCAGGAGUCUGUGGUGUGACCUGGGCGAGGCCGGGGAGCAGUCCUCAGCCAGGAGGCUGCAGGGGGUAUUGCAGUACUGCUGCAGGACCUAUGUUGGUGACUAGGCUGAAGUGACUUCUGGCUGGGCCUCUGAUGACAUGAUGGAGGGAGGGACCUGUCUUCCAGAAGGACCAUCUUUUAUACAUAGUAAGUGAAAAAUCAAAGUCCAGAGGGUUUUGUUCAUUAAGAACUUCAUAGCACUUCGUAGAGUUGAGGUUUAUUAGGUAACUGAAUGGCCCUUAUCAGGUUUGAAAUGACAUAGCAGCCCAGCAGUCUGUCUCCGUUUCCCUCUUUCAUCUUAUCUGGCACUUAUGCUGGCCCGCUGGGCAGCCUACAAAAAAACGGAGGGAAAUGAGAGGCACUGCAGGAGCCCCUCCACACGGAGACUGCGUAGACGUGUGUGUGCACAGGUGCUGGGCUCCAUGAUGCCUCCCAAAAGACCUUGCAGGUAAGAAAUGGUUUCCACAUAUUUCCCAUCCUACUCCUUGAGCUCAGAAAUUUGCCUACUCUGCACAAUUUAGUGUCAUCGUAAUUAAAUGAAUGUAAUACAAGUAAUAUUUAAUGUUUCAACCCCACAAUUAUUUUGAAGUAAAUAUAGCACCAUUUUAACGCUACAUGUACUUAAAAGGAUCUUCACAUAUGACUAAGUUGUCCUAAUAGGUGGUCAUCCUAUUUGGAGAAUACAGUUAAAUUUUUAUGAGAAAAAAGUAUGAGAAAGCUGUUAAAACUAUAACAUGACUUUCUAAUGGUACGGCCUAUGAAGUGAAAAAUUUAGUAAUAUAGAGAAAUACUUAUUAGUUUUCCUGUUUCUUUGUUGGAAGAUAUAGUUUAGUCAAUUGUAGCUAGUAGUCAUUAGAAUUUUUAGUAUGCUUAUCGUUAUGUCAGUUGUAUUAUCUUUUUUGAGAUUAUUAGACUUUAUGUCAGAUUAAUAUAUAAUUUAAAUCCUAAUAAAAUAACCACAAAAAUAAAUAUAAAAUAAAUAUCAGUGGCUUAUGAUAAUUUUUGGUUGUUCCUAUUUUGGAUAAGAUAGUUGGUAUAGAUAAUAUUUCAAAUUCUUAUUACAAUAUUAUAUAUUAUGUACUAUAUCAAAAGUAUGAGAAUACGAACUCUCUUUGAUGUGGUUGAUUAAAAAAAUAACUUUACUAGGUCUCACAGGGUUUAUCUUGCUGGAUCUAGUAGCCCUGUGUUCAGCCUUACCUCAAUUUCAGCCUGUGCUGCCCGAUAUGGUCCCGCGGACUGACAGGGCUGUGGAGCACCUGGCCUCUGGCUGGUCUGAUUUGAGCUGUGCCAUGAGUGUUAAAUACACACUGAUUUUUCACAGAUUUAAUACCAAAAAAAAGAAUGUCAAAAAUCCCAAUAGUCUUAUAUUGAUUUACCUGUUGGCAUGGUAAUAUUUUGAAUAUAUUGAGGUAAAUAAAGUAUAUUAUCAAAAUUAAUUUCCCUGCUUCUUUUUGAUUUUUGACUUAAAACAACACUUGGGGUUCACAGUUGUGGUUCGCCGUAUGUUUCCAUUGGACGACACCGUUCCAGGCCUUUGGUGUGUUUUACCACAUUUCAUCCUCACAAGUUUGAAGGGUGGGCAUUCUCACUGCUGUUCUGCAGAUGAGAAAACUGAGUCUCGGUGUGGAGGCAACCCUGCCAGACCCACACGUUCUGAUUUCGCAUCCAUUGCUUUUCUUACACCGGCCACACCCUCUCUGCUGUUGAACAUGAAUGCAAACGGAAGGCAGCCUUUGGGGUGCAUAGUAAAAUGUUUCUAAUGUGUUUCCAUAAGAAAGAAAUGAACAGUUUAUUUUGCUUUCUUUUCUCCUUAAUGUCUGACGUGGCUUGACAGAUAUUGGCAGCCAUAGUCAUUUGGUUUUAGUUUAGUUUAUUUACAAAACUCUUUCAGCUUCUGACAUCAGAAGUUCUCCGAAAGUUUUACUCCAGGUGCUUUCACAUGUUUUAAAAUAAUUGUGAUACUUUAUGCAAUAAUUGCAUCUGGUCUAUAUAUUCUCUGAUGCUGUAGAAUAUAGAUUCAUUCAUCAUCCUUUGGACAGUGAACCCAGCUUCACUCAGGACUGGUUUUCUAUAGUGAUUCGAGAUCUGUAGAGCAAGGAUCUCUAUGUAGUCCUGACAUUUGUCAUGUACAUGUCACAUGUAUGUACAGUAUAUGUCACAGGCCAGAAAGAGACAUGUCAAGAGGCAGAGUUGAUGCAGGUUUGUGGUGAGUUUUUCAGAUUUACUGGGUUAAAAGGAUUUGAAACUAAGGAGAUAACCAUCCCUUUCUAGAAUUGGGUCUAUUUAGAAGAGCCUAAUAAAGAAGUGAAAAUCUUAAACUUUCUUCAUUUAAUUAAAAAAAAAAGAUGUUUAACAAAUAAGUAUAUUUGAAUUUUUGUCAAACACAAAAUGUAUGGUUUAUUACAGUAUGGUUUAUUAAAGGAUUUAUGAUGUUUAAACUUUGUUGUCAUAGAAUUUGACCUGUAUAAGCUUUAAAAGUAAAUAAGGUAGCUGUUAAAUUAGGACAGGAAGUUUAUUUAUUCAACAAACAUUUACUGAGCAUUUACUGUCUGCCAGGCACUAUGUCAAGGCUUUAUAGUGUUUAAUUCUCAUAACUUUUUCUUGGAAGUCCCCUUAUUCCUGUUUUAUAAAUGACGAAUCUGAGGUUAAAGGGAUUACGUAAUUUACCAAGUUCUGUGCCUAUUUUGAGAUAGAAAGAGCACUAGAACUGAGAAAGCCUAGCUUCAAAAGCUCAGGCCCAGGAGUUCCCAUGCUAGUACAGUGGUAACGAACUCAACUAGUUACCAUAAGGACUCAGGUUUGAUCUUUGGCCUCGCUCAGUGCAUUCAGGACCCAGUGUUGCCAUGAGCUGUGGUGUAAGUCACAGAUGGGGCUCAGAUCCCACGUUGCUAUGGCUGUGGCGUAGGCCAAUGGCUACAGCUCCAAUUUAACCCCUAGACUGAGAACUUCCAGGCCCAAGCAGUGGAAGCGCCAACGCAUGAGUGAUGGGUCUGAGUGAGGUUUACCUUUUAAGAAAUACUUGGUCUUGUAGUGUACACUCCAGAGUUAAAAAGUAAGUUUCUUUCUUUUUAAGUUGAGAAUCUCCUGUAUCGCAGUUAUUAGAAAGGAGAAUAUCAAAUAAAAACUAAUGUAACAAAAAGUGGAAUUUGACUGUUUCUUGUGUAUUCUUAUCCUCUGGUAACUUUACUGUGUGUGCCACUUUAAAACUAAGUUAGAUUUUGGUAUAUGGAAAUAUAUUUUAGAACUGUAUUUUGCCAAAUACAUCAUAUUUAAGAUAAGUUACAGAUAGCAAUGACAGGUAGAUUUCAGAGCUAGGCCAGCAUGUCAAAUAUAUUAUCAUCUGUGGUUACAGAAUUAAAUGAAAUUGUUUUGAGCAGCUUGAUUUCAUCACAGACAUAAGCUUGGAGCUUAGAAAAAAUCAGAAAAAACAAGAGUCAAGAUACUUAAGAUCAAAGGUGUUAUAGAAAAUUCCUCCUCAAUUUUAAAGUGAAUUUACCAUAUUGGGCAGUUUUGUAUUCAUAGAGAAAUACAGUUUAAAUCCUUUGCUGACAUUUGUAGGAUCUGGGAAAAAUGGAAAAUGAUACACUGAAUGAAAACAAUCAUCACAGACAGUCCUCAUCCUUCAAAUAGACCAUGUCCUAGAAGUGUCCUUUUGAAGUAAUUGGUUGGUAGACUUUUGGCUCAGCAUGGCAGAUUGAACACGCUUCUGAAGCUACUGAAAUGACAGUAAAGGAAUAAGAAAAGAUAUAAAUCGAAGAGGGUGGAGGGUGAAUUUCAUGAAAAAGAUGGAAUGUACAAGAACAGGAAGACCUGCUACCAUAGCGUCAUUGUUCACAGUCGUUAACUUUGCCGCCCUGCAGAAGAUUGUGUCUCUGCUCUGUGGAUGUCAGACUUGACUGCGUGAUUUGCUUUGGUCAGUGAAAUGGAGGUAGAAGUGUUUUGUGUCAUUUCUGAGCAGACACUUUAAGAACAAGCUCAUGAUUGGCCAUGACUCUUUCCUCCUGCCAUGGUCACUAGCAGUGUUUAGGCAGAGGAUGCUCUGUCAGCCUGGGUCCUGGAAUGAAGAUAUAGCACAGAGGUGACCCAUGAUGGACAUGUCAUGUAUAUGAGGAAUAAACCUUUGUCAUUGUAAGCCAUUGAGAUUUGUGGGUCAUUGUUACUGCAGCAUAAUUUGAGCUAUUGUGACAGAUACAUAAGCCAUCCACGAAAGGGGGGAUCCAAACACAGGGUGGAGGUAAAGGAAUUAUGAGAACAGUGGUAAAGAGGAGUUCCAUAACGACCCUGGUGAAACUAAGGGUGAGUUAGUCUAAAUUAAACCUAGAAAGAUCCAGGAAGCGUGUCCAAGAAGAAAUUUACAACUAAUAGUUUGAAUUUAUUGGGACAUUUACAGUUCCUUUUUAAGUGAGUUUGGUGAUGGUAUAGGAACAUUAAGAAUUGAGAGGGGAAAAGACCAACAAAAGUAAGCAACUCUUUAUUCCUGGGAAAACAAAAUAUUAUACAAGAAAGGGCAUAUAAUCAGUAGACUCUAUGGCUCUGCUGAUCAUAAUUAAAUGACAAACACUGAAUAUGAAAUGGUUAUACCCACACUGGAAGGAUGGAGAAGGUGUGUAUGUUUGUAUGUGAGAGUAUGCGUAUAUUGUCAAAGAACAAAAUUCUUCUCAAUGGAUUUUUUUUUAAAUCAAGAAGUAGUGUGUACAUGAUAUAUAGAAAAAGAGAUUUACAUACCAGAAGAAAAGUUGGAUGAGAAAUAAAAUGGAGAGCAGAAAUAACUUGUUAUGGAAAAAGGUUGCUUUGGGGGAGUAGUAAUUAGGAAUGUGAUGGCUAAAGAAGAGUUCUCCUGUUUGUAUUUGAUAUUUAAAAUUAUGUUUUAUUUGAUAAAAAUUUAAAUUAAAAAAUGUAAUUGGAUAUCAGACUAUAUUCAUAAAAGCAAUAUUUUAGUUGGUGGUUAGAUUUCUAAGUCAGCUAAGAAUAAGGCAUUAACAUAGUGAUGUAAUAUAAAAUAUGGCACAAGUAAGUAUAGCAUUAUUUUUGUGGGAAAAUUAAUUCAAAAGUAAAACUUGGAGUUCCCAUUGUGGCUCAGCGGAAACGAAUCUGACUGGUAUCCAUGAGGACGCAGGUUCGAUCCCUGGCCUUGCUCAGUGGGUUAAGGAUCCUGCGUUGCCCUGAGCUGUGGUGUAGGUUGCAAAUGUGGCUCAGAUCUGGCGUUGCUGUGGCUGUGGGCCAGCAGCUACAACUCCAGUUCUACCCCUGGCCUGGGACCUCCAUAUGCUGUGGGUGCAGCCCUAAAAAGACCAAAAAAAAAGUACAACUUGGGUAGACCCCAUAAGUAAAACCUUAGCAGCAAGGCAGAGGACUUCUAGUGCACAUUUACACUAACAGAUCGUUUGUGAGGCUGGGCCUUCCUGUGAAAUUCGUUUUAGCGUGUUGCAGCGGCUCUUGAGGUCUUCACAGCCCAUCACUGAGCCUCAGCUCUGCGUCGGUUCCACAACUCUUCUCCCUUCCAGGCCCACAUCCAUUCUAGCCCAGGCUUGUAUUACGUUUUACACGGGGUAGUUCAUAACUCCUAAGAACAAGAGAUUAAGCUUCCUGCACCGGCCCAAAUAGAGUAAGUUCACAUCUCUCUCCCACUGGUUACAACUAAAAGUUCUGGACAGGAUACAAACCAAACCCCAAGGAUUCUGAAAGUAAACAAUAACAGGCAUACUGGGGAGGGAGGUUGGAACUUGAAGAACAACCAGUAUGGUGGUGUGUUUCCUGAUUUAUUCUCUCCUUCUUUAUCUCCUGACUUUGACUCAAGAGCGGGCCAAGUUACGGGACUGGACAAAAACAACAAAAACCAAGAGAGACAUCUUUGUGAACCAAGGCCUGGAGAAUGGACUCCUGUGAGCUGCAGAGUGAAGAGAAUCACUCUGUUGUCCUUUUCUGGCCCCACCCUGAAGCCCCCUGCAAACCUUACUCCCACUGGGCACUGCUGCUGCUGGUGGUGGCACAGGCCCAGGAGGGCGCCGAGAAACAGCCUGUUCUGCCAGAGGAUCUGGAAACGAGAGCCCCUGUGGUCUCAAGAGUGUAUAGAAAAUCCCAGUUUAUAUAUUUGGUUUUUUUUAAUUUAUACUUCUUUGCUUCACCUGCAGACAGCCCAGGCUACGCGCACUGCCUGACAGUGUGAAACGCUAAGACUGAGGGAAACCCUGAUUGAGGCCAGAAGGCUGGGGGAGAAGGACCCCUGUGCACUGGAGAGAGAGCUGGGUGAGCAGAUGCCGAUUCUGUGCGUGAGCUAACACGAGUCCUCUCACCAUCACACACGUGUAGCCAAGGCUUUGAGAACUAGCCUGUGAUACAGACACCACCCAAGCUGCAGGCCAGCACCUAAGUGGUAUGUGCUUAGGGCAGACAUGGCUUUGAAAACGGAACUGACAUGGGGACUGCUGCCCAUGAAAGGCAGGGCUGAACUCCCUGUCUGAACUCGAACAAACUGAUUGCCUCAAACAAAACCAGCAUUUUCCGGAGGGCUUUAGGAUGACUCAGCCUCACGACGUAAACAGAAUGUCUAAGAAACAAGUAAGGAUUAUUCAUCAUACAAAGAACCCGGAAAAACCUGACCACCUCUCAAUGGGAAGAGUCAGCCGGCAGAUGGCCAUCUGUUGGAGCUGUAAGACAGUGGCUUUAAGACAGUUACUGUGCUUGGGGAGGCAAAACAGCCCACAGAAGUGAGUGGGACGAUGGAGGCUCUCAGCAGAGAGAUGGUAUAAAAAUCCAAAUGGAACAUAGGGAUUGAGUAAUACAGUGCUCAGUAAAUGGCUGUAAUAGCAGAGCAGGGAUAGCAAAGAAUCAUCAUGAAGAUACAACCAUACAUAGCAUCCAACCUGAAGAAUAGACAGGAAAAAGAUUUUUAAAAAGCAGCGCCUCAAGAGCCUGUGGGGCAAUAUCUAAAGGUCUGAAUUUGUCACUGGAGUCCCAUAAAAGAAAAAGGCUGGUGUAGAGAAAGUAUUGGAAUUAAUGGCUGAAAACUUUCCGAAUUUGGUGAGACCCAAAUAUAUGGAUUCAAGAAACUUAGUUAAGUCCCAAACAGGAUAAACCCAAAGAAAACCAUGCCCAUUAAACAUAAUGAAACUGCUGAAAAACAGACUUAGACAAAACAACAACAACCACAAAAACACCUUGAAAGCAGCCAGAAACGAUACAUUGCAUAUAGGAGAAUGACAUUCUGAAUGACCACAGAUUUCUCUUAAGAAACCUUGGAGUCUGGGAGACAGUGCUGAAAUAAAAGAGCUGUCAGCCUAGAAUUCUGUCCCCAAUGACGAUGUUCCUCAGGAAUGAAGGUAAAAAUAAAAACAUCCGCAGGUGAAGGAAGAUUUAAAGAACUUAGACCUGCUCUGAAAUAAAUGCUAAAAGAAGUUCUUCAGCCUGAAGGGAAGUGGUGUCAAGGGAAGAUUGGGACCAGAGAAUGGAGGAGGAGCAAUGGAAAUGAGAACUACGUGGUGUCCAUAUAUGGAAUUUGGUUUUAUGACAAGGAAGAAUGCCAAAGAAUUGCAGAGCUUAUGAAAAACCUAACUCAGUAUGAACAGUUGAAAGCCCACCACGGAACUGGGGCAGGAGCAGCAGCCAGAGCAGGAGGCCCCACGAUGACCCUCGGUUCAGGGGAGAGCAGGGAGGUGGACAUCCUACGAAUGCUCACCAAGGCCAGGGACGAGUACACAAAGUGUAAAACCUGUUCUGAGCCAAAGCAGAUCACCAGCUCAUCUGCCAUCUACAACAACCCCAAUCUCAUCAAGCCGAUCCCAGUGAAGCCCAGUGGAAACCGGCAGCAGCGCAUCCCCCAACCCAGCCAGACCUUAGACCCCGAACCUCAGCACCUGUCCUUGAUGGCUCUCUUUGGGAAGCAGGACAAAGCUGUGUGUCAGCAAACUGUGGGGCCUCCACAGACCCCUCACCAGCAGCUGCAGCAAGAGAAGGGGGUUCAGCAGGGCCAGCAGGGGGUCGUGCACUCCAUGUCCUAUGAGGACCCCCGGAGACACUCACCUCUUGUUGAGAAGCAGCUCUGCCCCGCCAUCCAGAAGCUUAUGGUCAGGAGUGCAGACCUGCACCCGCUGUCGGAGCUGCCAGAGAACCAGCCCUGCAGAGAUGGAGAAUCCUGCACUGGAGCCGCCCAGCCCGGGUCCCCCUGCAGCACACUUGGGGCCCCCAGGACGCAGAACCUGCUGGAAAAGCUCCAGAGCAGCCCCAGGACUGCAAGCAGGUGUGAUCCUGCUGCACCUGCACCCUCCAGCUCGGCCACCACCCCUGCAGCCCCAGCACCCCCCGUGCCUGGCAGUCAGGCAGUGGGCUCCAGCGAGGUGUCCCCGCGGGAGCUGCUGCGGAAGCUGCAGGGGGCACAGCAGGAACCGCCAGUGCCCAGCCGCCCUGCCUUGGCAGCGAAGUUUCCCUUGGCCACUUCCAGCGCCCGAGCUCCAAAUCCCUUGGAGUCCUGGAGGGACCAGAUCCCCUGCAACGAGAAGCAGGCUCCGCUCCUGCAGGUCCUUUUGCCCCAGCGCAUCCCAGCCGCGGUGGCCCCAUCUCUGCUCAUGUCCCCCAUGGUGUUCACACAGCCCCCCUGGGCCCCGCCACAGGAGAGGUUCAGCGGGCUCCUGCCCCCAGGGAGCCAGGACCCAGUGGCCACCCCCAGCGGCCUCCUCCUGCCUCUGCAGACCCCGGAGCCUCCUGGGACCCCCAGCAGCCCCCUGACCAAGCUACAGCUCCAGGAAGCUCUGCUGCAUCUCAUCCAGAAUGACGACAGCUUCUUAAAUAUAAUCUACGAAGCUUAUCUCUUCAGCAUGACACAAGCGGCCAUGAAAAAGACUCUGUGAAAGCAAAACAUUUUAAAGCUGAUUUUCAAAGUCCUCCAGCUGCAGGUUCUCUCAUAUCCAUGUUGUUACCCUAAAUGUUUCUGGUUUUUUUUUUUUUAAAGAAAAGUAUGUAUUAUAUGAAGUAAAAUGUUUCAGAUUUUU
Molecule: messenger RNA, 9841 nt
Organism: Sus scrofa (pig)
Lineage: Eukaryota; Metazoa; Chordata; Mammalia; Artiodactyla; Suidae
Source: RefSeq, a predicted model, not a curated record